UUGUAACCAAAACAAAACUAGUUAUUAAGAUUCACACACACACACUGUCUCUCUUUCUCUCUCUAUCUAUCUAUGUUUCUGUGAUCCGAACAAUUCUCAGCCAGAAUGAACCUUCUCACCACUACCACCUAAUCCAAACAUCAAGAACACAAAAUUGUGUAAUUUGCAACAAUUAAUCUGACACAAUAUUUGAAGACCAAAACUAACAAAAAAAAGAAUAACCAAAUGCACUAUCCUUCUCAUCAACGCAUGAUCCAUAAUGGCUCAAGAAGUGUAACAACUUGGUUGAUCUUAAUCACAAUUGUUCUAUACAUUCUUUAUGCUUUCAACAUUGUUCUCUUUAACAAUGACCAACAAGAUUGUCAACCAGCAACAACCACUUUAGAUGACACCACACAAGAACAUGUUCAAAUCACUAGUUACAAUAUGUCCUCGACUUCGGACAGAAACAUCGAACACAAAGUUUUGCCUAUACAAAACAAAGAUCAAGUCGAAGAUGAAACAGAAAGAGAACCGAAACAAGCACAAGAACAAGAUCAAGAAGAGGAACAAGAUCAAGAACAAGAAGAAGAAGAACAAGAAGAAGAUUCUCGUGGCGAUGAAGAACAAGAAGGAAACAAAUCGCCUAUUGUAGUCCGGUUAACGCCUGCACAAAUGGCGAAAAGACAAGAUACUGAGCUGAAACACAUUGUUUUUGGGAUAGCGGCUUCGUCGAAUCUAUGGAAUACGAGAAAAGAAUACAUAAAAACAUGGUGGAGGCCAAAGGAAACAAGAGGUGUUGUUUGGUUAGAUAGAAGAGUUAGGACGCGACAUAACGAAGGGUUGCCAGAGAUUCGAAUCUCGGGAGACACUUCUAGAUUUCGGUAUACUAAUCGACAGGGACAAAGAUCGGCAUUGAGGAUAUCAAGGAUUGUGACUGAGACACUGAAGAUUGGAAUGAAAGAUGUGAGAUGGUUUGUUAUGGGAGAUGAUGAUACUGUUUUUGUGGUUGAGAAUGUUGUUAGGAUUCUUUCAAAGUAUGAUCAUAGACAUUUUUAUUAUGUUGGAAGUUCUUCUGAGAGUCAUGUUCAGAAUAUACAUUUUUCUUAUGGUAUGGCUUAUGGUGGAGGUGGAUUUGCUAUAAGUUAUCCAUUGGCUUUGGAGUUGUCUAAGGUGCAAGAUCGUUGUAUUCAGAGGUAUCCUGCUUUGUAUGGUAGUGAUGAUAGAAUUCAAGCAUGUAUGGCUGAGUUAGGUGUGCCACUCACAAAGGAAGCUGGAUUUCACCAGUAUGAUGUGUAUGGAGAUCUACUAGGCCUUCUAGGUGCACAUCCAGUGACUCCACUAGUAUCACUACACCACCUUGAUGUAGUACAACCAAUAUUCCCAACAAUGUCAAGAGUGCAAUCCUUAAGACACUUGAUGGAAUCAAUCAACCAUGACUCAGCAAGCAUAAUGCAACAAUCAAUAUGCUAUGACAAAACCAGGUUUUGGUCCAUAUCAGUUUCUUGGGGAUUCAUGGUUCAAGUUAUAAGAGGAAUUUUGUCCCCUAGAGAACUAGAAAUGCCAUCAAGAACAUUUUUGAAUUGGUACAAAAGAGCUGAUUACACUGCUUAUGCUUUCAACACAAGACCUGUUGCUAAACAUCCAUGUCAAAAGCCCUUUGUUUAUUACAUGACUAAAACUAGUUAUGAUCCUUCUGCUAAACAAACUGUCGGUGUUUAUACUCGCGACAAAUCUAAGAAUCCUUUUUGUCGGUGGAGGAUGGUUUCGCCUGAGAAAAUUACUUCCAUUGUUGUCACUAAAAGUCGCGAUCCUCAGCGCUGGAAUAAGUCACCGAGGAGGGAUUGUUGUAGAGUUAUGCCAUCGCGUAAGAGCUCGUCUCUAUACUUAUCGGUGGGAAUGUGUCGAGAAGGAGAAUUUACUGAAUUAUAGCCGUGACACAGUGCAUGUUGAUUUCACAUGGAUCAUCAGUGUCCUGAUGUGGUUUCUAAUCGAUUUUUUGAUUGGAAACGAAACUUUGAACUAUAUUUUAUUUCAAUUUCACAGUUGCUUC
Molecule: messenger RNA, 2032 nt
Organism: Vicia villosa (hairy vetch)
Lineage: Eukaryota; Viridiplantae; Streptophyta; Magnoliopsida; Fabales; Fabaceae
Exons: 3
Coding region: 226-1911 (561 amino acids)
Molecular function (GO): acetylglucosaminyltransferase activity
Source: RefSeq, a predicted model, not a curated record